UUGAUCCCAGGGAUAUACUGACUUGAUCUAUUUCAAACAAAAAAAAAGGGGCUUGAUCCGUUCGCCGACCCGCGACAGUAACCCGGUCAGGACUCUGCCGUACAGCCACUAAGCGGCGGCGCACGGCUCUCAAUCGCUUUGUCUCCUCGACGCGGUACCAACUCGCUUAAUCUGGGUCUUCCAGCUGCGCCGCUCAAUUUCGCCAUUGAAGCUCGUCGCAGGGAGAGUUCAUACCCUGAACCUAAAAUCAGAGGAUGGACCCAAAUUUAGGGCAGAACAGACUUGAAGAUGUCAGCUGGCUCUGUUCCCUCUCUGAGUCUGAGCUUGAUUUGCUGAUCAGCUUAAAGAAGCUUGUUCUCCAAAGGGCAGGCGUGAUUGGGCAUGAAGAACUAGCUGUCAAGUUUGAUCUCAAGGUGCUUAGAGCUCUUGCGUUUGUUCUGAUGACGUGUAUCAAAGAUAAGGUUAAGGAUUUGUCACUUGUUCCGGGCUUUGAAGACUCUGCUGCAUUUAUGGAAAGUUGCAAUCUAUUGAAAUGUGACCUUGGUGACGUUAUGAGUCUUGAAGAGAUAAAGGCAUGCAUUGGUAUUCAUUUGAGAAAGGAAGCAAGUAAAAGAUUCUGUAACAGUAUAGCACUGAAUGAAACCACGCUAAGCCAGAAGAAACAAAAAUUUGGAACUAGCGGAGUAUGAAAGCAGGCUUUGCAGUAGGAAGGUAGAGAGGAAUUGGAAUUUGUUUGAGAGCAUUGAGUUUCAAGAAUAUGGGUUACAAAUAUGCUGUUGUACACCAUCCUGGUCAUUCACAUUUCAUUGUGUUUUGUUUGUGAAGACCAAACUAUAAAUUCCUUGCAAUUUUGAUGUGUAAUUUUGGAAAUAUAUAUAUUAAUGACAAGAUCACAUUACAAAUUCUUUUCCUCUA
Messenger RNA from Rosa chinensis, 915 nucleotides. RefSeq lists its product as uncharacterized. The coding region runs from base 255 to 689 and encodes 144 amino acids. The transcript has 5 exons. The record is from RefSeq and is a predicted model, not a curated record. Lineage: Eukaryota; Viridiplantae; Streptophyta; Magnoliopsida; Rosales; Rosaceae.